ACAAAAAGGCCGGGUGCAUUUGCACAAGAUGGCUGACGAACAUUAUCUAGCCCAACCACAAAUUGGGAAGGUUUUUAGUAUCUCAGAUGCUAAUUUUGAAUCUAUUCUCGCUGACGACUGUACCUACACCGAUGCCAUUCUAGCAUGCUCAGCAGAGACCGGAAUUGUUGGGAAAGGAAUGAUCGUAUACUGUCAAAAUCCAAACAUAGCUGGACCAACGGCGAAAUCAACAUUGAUGAAUGUGUCUCCGAGGGUGAUGGAAGAUGAUCAGAUUCAAGAGUUUACUAAACGUGGUGGAUUACAUGAGCAUGAUCAAAGUGAAUCGCGAUCGCUUCUGUUCCUUUCUACCGAGUCUUUCUUAUCUCGUCAUGAUCUUGCACCUGGUAGGUCGAUCCGGGUGGAUUCCGCCACGGCUCUUCCUUUGAGUAGAGUGAUAGUUCAAUGCUCGUCUGAAUACAGCCAUGAUUUGGUUGCGGAUAUUACGCGUUUCUUAUGCAUGAAAAGAAGAGUCAUCAGAGAGGACGACAGCCUUAAGUUUCGUUUUGAAUCUUGUAAAAAAUACUUUAUCCUACGCGUGUUGCUUUGUGAACCUGUGAAACAAGGUGUUAUUGAUGAUGACACUAUAUUCGUGUGGAACAGAUCCGAUGGAAAAUAUGAGAGCGAAGAAGAAGAUAAUGAUGAAGAAGAUAAUCAAUUAGAUGACAUUUUGGAGAUCUCAUCGUUACUCCUUUCAGACUUUACAAGGCCCAUGUCUGUUCAACAAGAAGUGGGAAGUUUUCGUCUGAACAUUGAUACAAAGACAUGGAUUGAUACCUUUGCAUCAUCUAGAUAUCAUAGCAACAAUGAUAGACUGAUAGCUGAUGAUGUGAAUAGAGUUUAUGUUUCCAUGGCAACACUGAUGAGCUUGCAUAUGAUGAGUGGUAGUUGGGUUAAGAUAUGGAUAUGGGAUGGUAGUCCAAGUCAUAGUGCAGAUGAUGCUUGUCAAUCACUUGAUGCUCCUAAGAUGCAAAGUCAUAUUGUGCAACUAUUUGCAAGUAAUAUUAUCAGUGAUAAAUCUACAUGGUGGAAUAUCCAAAGGAAAACUUUGUGCAUUUCUCCUUUGUUGCACUUUAAUUUGAUAAAUGAUUCUACAAAACAAUCUGAAUCACACUGUUAUGUAAGCAUAGCUCCAAUCAGAACACCAGUUCCAGAGUCAUCAGUUGACCAAAAAGCUUCAAUGUUCGCCUCUGAAGUUGUUUUAUCUUUGGUUGUUACACCAAACAUAAAGAAAGAAGAGUCAUUCAACGCAGCUCUGGUAAGACACUUUACAACACCUAGACUUUUGACUACUGGUGAUGUGGUGGGCAUCAUAUGCUACUGGAAGGAUGAUCCUAGUGAUUCAAAUGAUGAACACAGGAGCCGUGUUGUGUACUUCAAAGUCACAAAACUGGUGUCCUCCAGUUUUGAAAAUGAAACCCUUUUUGUUGACACAGAGCACACCUCUCUUUAUCAGAAAGGGUUUGUACACAGUUUUGUCCCAGUUUUGAUGGAGCCUGUGUUACAAGGUGUUAAUCACUACAAGAGCUCUCUCAUUGUGCCAGGGCAUAAAACAUCCCAAGAAAAACUUGAAAAGAUAAUUCGACCUUACCUGAGCAAAAGGGUCAAUGGUCCUCCCUUUGUUCAGGUUCUUCUUACUGGCUUACCAGGGACAGGAAAAAGGGCCAUAUGUAUGGCCGUGAGCUCUCAGCUCAACCUGGCAGUUCAAGAGAUCAGCUGCUUUGAUCUGAUUGGCGACUCUGUUGCUGCUACAGAGACAAGAAUAAAAAACCUCUUUGUCAGAGCCAAUGAUUGUCGUCCCUGCAUUCUUCUACUGCGCCAUAUUCAUGCCAUUGGCAAAGACAAGGAAGGACAAGAAGAUGAACCACGAAUUGCAGCAACUUUACAAGACUGCACUGAAUUCAUCAAGGACCAAUCAGAUUGGCCUUUGGUUGUCAUAGCAACAUCAUCUCAGCCAGACUCAAUUUGUUCAGGGAUCUAUGCCUCUUUUCUUCAUGAGAUUAAGCUUGAAAGCCCAAGUGAACAGGAAAGGCUUUGCAUGCUGCAAGGGAUUUCUUCAGUGUACAGCCUUGCGCCUGAUGUCAACUUUGAGGUUCUUGCCAGGAGAACUGCAGGUUUUGUUCUUGCUGACUUUGCAGCUCUUUUUACAAGAGCCACUAGUAUUGCAUCUGCACGUGUGACCCAGUAUCUCACAGCAAAACUGCACCUCAACACAAAGACAGAAGAUCCAUCACAGCUCUUCACUAUUCAGCAGUGCAUUAAAUCAGCCUGCCGUUCAGGUGUCUCUAUCAAUUUCAAGGACUUCCAGGAAGCUCUUGAUGCUCUGCAGGCUUCUCAUGCAGAUGCCAUUGGAGCACCCAAGAUACCAGACAUUUCAUGGAAGGAUGUUGGUGGCCUGGAUAGUGUCAAGGAAGAGAUCCUGGACACCAUUCAGCUGCCGCUACUGCACCCAGAGCUGUUUGCAGCAGGAUUGAGAAGAUCAGGUGUGUUGCUGUAUGGACCACCUGGUACUGGCAAAACUCUGAUGGCAAAGGCAGUUGCAACAGAAUGCUCGUUAAACUUCCUCAGUGUUAAAGGCCCAGAACUCAUCAACAUGUACGUGGGACAGAGUGAGCAGAAUGUGCGGGAAGUGUUUUCUCGUGCCCAGGCAGCAAGUCCGUGCGUCAUCUUCUUUGAUGAACUGGAUUCGCUGGCUCCCAACAGGGGGAGGAGUGGGGACUCUGGCGGCGUGAUGGACAGGGUGGUCGCUCAGCUCUUGGCCGAGUUGGAUGGGCUCCACAGCACGUGUGACGUAUUUGUCAUCGGAGCAACUAACAGACCAGACCUUCUGGACCCCGCCUUACUCCGGCCUGGCCGCUUUGACAAGCUACUGUAUCUAGGGGUCAGUAAGGACCAUCACGCCCAGCUCAGCGUGCUCAAGGCUCUCACCAGAAAAUUCACUUUUUCAGCGGAUUUUCGGCUUGAGGAGUUUGCGAAUAAGCUGCCUCUCAACCUGACAGGAGCAGAUCUUUAUGCUAUGGCCAGCGAUGCUCUUCUUCAAGCCAUGCGCAGAAUUAUUCAAGAGACAGGUGGUAAUGCCGACGCUGCUGAAGAUGCUGUGAUUGAGGUAUGCCUUGCAGACUUUUGCGUGGCACUGCAAAACCUCACACCAUCAGUGUCCUUUCAAGAACUUGAGAGAUACAAGCAAAUAAAAAACACUUUGGAAUAAGCUUUACACCGAAGCUGCGCUUCGAAGACUCAAGAUAAAGAUAGAAGCAGAACAAAAAGUCAACUUUACAUUGAACAUUGGGGGAAGGGAGGGGGGCUGGUUUCUUUGGACACUCACAAUUCAAAAUACACUGCAUUUUCCAUCUUCGUUGAACGAGAUUACCUGCUUGUGGGGCCACGAUCAGUCCUGAAAGUUAUGCCGGCCAAACUUUUGGCUAGAAAUAUAGACCAACCCUUUUGUACCCAAUUUUUUUUCUUAAACAUUGAUAAAACUGAAUGCAUAAA
Molecule: messenger RNA, 3528 nt
Organism: Nematostella vectensis (starlet sea anemone)
Lineage: Eukaryota; Metazoa; Cnidaria; Anthozoa; Actiniaria; Edwardsiidae
Product: peroxisome assembly factor 2
Exons: 9
Coding region: 29-3244 (1071 amino acids)
Biological process (GO): protein import into peroxisome matrix
Cellular component (GO): peroxisomal membrane; cytosol
Molecular function (GO): ATP hydrolysis activity; ATP binding
Source: RefSeq, a predicted model, not a curated record